Messenger RNA from Dentiscutata erythropus, 300 nucleotides. NCBI's taxonomy places the organism in Eukaryota, Fungi, Glomeromycota, Glomeromycetes, Diversisporales, Gigasporaceae. The record is from the annotation of a GenBank genome assembly.
CAUAAAUUAUCACCAUUUCGUUCGAUGCUUCUUACAUCUGCAUGGGAGAGAUCCAUAUUUGAUGAAAUGAUUAGAGCAUUGGCACGCCAUUUUUCAAUGCUAAAUACUGAAAAUAAGGUAUCACAAUCUAUUACUAUUGAAGUUAUUAUACCAAUUUCUGCGCUUACUGAACCAGAAACUGGUUCAGAUGAUGACUUUCAGAAUAAUAACGCUAAAAGUUCACAGUCACAAAUUACUUCUUCGCCGUUAAAGAUCAUCUAUCAUAUCCGAACUUCAACAAAUACAAAGUUCAUAUUGUAA